Molecule: messenger RNA, 1022 nt
Organism: Tarenaya hassleriana
Lineage: Eukaryota; Viridiplantae; Streptophyta; Magnoliopsida; Brassicales; Cleomaceae
Product: ferritin-4, chloroplastic-like
Exons: 8
Coding region: 75-869 (264 amino acids)
Biological process (GO): iron ion transport; intracellular iron ion homeostasis
Cellular component (GO): cytoplasm
Molecular function (GO): ferric iron binding; ferrous iron binding
Source: RefSeq, a predicted model, not a curated record
CCCAAGAUAAUCUUCAAGAGAGAAAGUUCUGCACUGCUUGUUUCUCGAGAAAAUUUCACCCAGCGAACGGGAGAAUGCUUCUCAAGGCCGCUUCUGCUUUCUCGCUCCUGAACAUCCACGGAGAGAGGAAGGACAUCUCUCCUCUCUCCUCCGUUUCGUCCGCAACUGAUUUCUCCUCGGGUCUUCGGAUUUCUUCUGGAAAAUCUGGGACACAGUCGUUCUUCGUCCGCGCUUCCAAAGGCUCCACCACUCGCACACUAACCGGCGUUGUUUUCGAGCCGUUCGAGGAGGUGAAGAAGGAGCUCGAUCUCGUCCCCACCCUUCCUCAGCUCUCGCUCGCUCGACAGAAGUACUCCGACGAGUGCGAAGCCGCCGUAAAUGAGCAGAUCAAUGUGGAAUACAACGUCUCUUAUGUGUACCACGCCAUGUACGCAUACUUCGAUCGGGACAACGUUGCGCUUAAGGGUCUCGCCAAGUUUUUCAAGGAAUCAAGUGUUGAGGAAAGAGAGCAUGCGGAGAAGUUGAUGGAGUAUCAGAUCAAACGCGGUGGGAGGGUCAAGUUGCAGUCGAUUGUGAUGCCCCUUUCAGAAUUCGAUCAUGUGGAGAAAGGAGAUGCUUUGUAUGCCAUGGAGUUGGCUCUGUCUCUGGAGAAACUGACGAAUGAAAAGCUCCUAAACGUGCACAGCGUGGCUUCGAAGAAUGGUGAUGUCCAAUUGGCAGAUUUUAUGGAGAGCGAGUUUCUGGGCGAGCAGGGGGAAGCCGUUAAGAAGAUGUCAGAAUACGUAGCUCAGCUCAGAAGAGUCGGCAAAGGACACGGAACAUGGCACUUCGAUCAAAUGCUUCUGGAGGAGCAAGCUGCCAUCGCAUGAUUUUUCUGGAUCCUUCGAACUUGUUAUGCGUCUCUCGGCAAAAAUAGCUAAUGAUCUUAUGAUUCUAUUUCUCUCUGUUCAGUGAACUGAGACGUUUUUGUUCUGAGAAACUAUGAUCUUCUGGGCCUAAUGAAAGUUUUAUGCAAGAGACUC